UUUGAAUGCGUCUCUGUGGCGGACUCAUCUUCUCUCGGCCCCCUGCAGGACACAGAAGAGUCUGAGAGGAAACUUGUUCAGAGCAGGAGCGCAUGUGUGACCCCCGCUACAGUCAGGCAACGAUGGCCACUAAACUGCCUCAGCUUCUCCUUUGCUUUUGGAUAACUUUGCCAUUCUGUGUCACGGAAAAAGUCAAAGAAAGGAGCGGCCGCCACAGAGAUGCGGAGUUCACUGACAAGUACCAGACGUGCAUGCAGGGAGUACCUGGAGUGCAGGGCAGGGAUGGGAACCCGGGGAUAAACGGCAUUCCAGGAACCCCAGGAAUCCCUGGGAGAGACGGACUGAAGGGCGAGAAGGGAGAGUGUGAGUCUGAGAGGUUUGAGGAUCCCUGGAAACCCAACUUCAAACAGUGCGCCUGGAAUUCUCUGAACUACGGCAUUGAUCUGGGCAAAAUUGCUGAGUGCACGUUCACCAAGCAGCGAUCGGACAGCGCUCUGCGUGUGCUCUUCAGCGGUUCUCUCAGACUCAAGUGUAAGACGGCCUGCUGUCAGCGCUGGUACUUCACCUUUAAUGGGGCAGAAUGCACUGGACCGCUGCCCAUAGAGUCUAUCAUUUACCUGGACCAGGGCAGCCCCGAACUCAACUCCACCAUUAACAUACACAGGACCUCCACAGUGGAGGGGCUCUGUGAUGGGAUCCAGGCCGGGCUGGUGGAUGUUGGGAUCUGGGUGGGCACAUGUGCUGAUUAUCCUCGUGGAGACGCAUCGACAGGAUGGAACUCUGUAUCCCGAGUGAUCAUCGAAGAGCUUCCAAAAUGAGCUCUUCAUCUUCAGAACUGUCAUCAUCACCGCGGCAGAAGAAGACAUCGUGUUCCUGUCACAGAAAGGACCUUCUUCACAGAAAUGGGACAAAUUAAAGCUAAUAGAGUUGCUUUGAGUCUGUGCAGCUCUUAAGUCAUGCCAUUAUUAUUCUCAUUGUGAAAGUUGAGGAAUUCAGAAUUCUCGGUUUAGAUAGUACAGACAAAAUAGAAGCACCUUGUUUGUGCUAUGUUUUUUUUGGACACUACCAUAAUGGAAAUUAGCAGAAAAAUACCUUGUACAUUGUAACUAUCAUGUCAAACAUGGUGAUAAUAUAUGAGGUCAUCAACUGUACAAUGCUACCACCAUUUUAAGGAGAGUCCAACAAAGAUGAUCCUUCCUUUGCUGAUAUUUAUUUAGUGGCUCUUCCCUCCUUCCUGUGCCUUGAUGACUAGAACUCAUAUUUUUGUUUUUAUUACCUAUAAGUAUGAAGAAAAGUCAGGGCAUGUUUCAUCUCAAAAAUAAAAACUUAA
Messenger RNA from Carassius gibelio (silver crucian carp), 1330 nucleotides. Its product is annotated as collagen triple helix repeat-containing protein 1-like. The transcript has 4 exons. Lineage: Eukaryota; Metazoa; Chordata; Actinopteri; Cypriniformes; Cyprinidae. The record is from RefSeq and is a predicted model, not a curated record. The coding region runs from base 93 to 818 and encodes 241 amino acids.